Molecule: messenger RNA, 3328 nt
Organism: Lates calcarifer (barramundi perch)
Lineage: Eukaryota; Metazoa; Chordata; Actinopteri; Centropomidae
Product: kinesin-like protein KIF3A
Biological process (GO): microtubule-based movement
Molecular function (GO): ATP binding; microtubule binding; microtubule motor activity
Source: RefSeq, a predicted model, not a curated record
ACGCAUGCGCAGACUGACACAGCUCUGACAACAAGCUAUCGGAUGUGAACCUCUGAUGAUAUGGGCGCUACGCUGGCAUUUAAAUUCUUCGGAUAACCUUGUGUCUCAUGAACAAAGCCUUACAAACAUUUCACUGUCAUUACACACAUAUUAUAAUCUCCUCUCUGCAUUCCCACUAUGCCGAGCAAUAAGCUUGAGAAACAGGAGGUCAGUGAUAAUGUCAAGGUGGUGGUGAGAUGUCGUCCACUCAACCAGAAAGAGAAGAUGAUGGGCCACAAACAGGCCGUCAUUGUGGACGAGAUCCGUGGGACCAUAACAGUCAACAAGCUGGAGACUCCUCAGGAGCCUCCUAAGACCUUCACCUUUGACACCGUGUUUGGACCAGACAGCAAACAGCUGGACGUCUAUAAUCUCACAGCCCGCCCCAUCAUCGACUCAGUAUUAGAGGGUUACAAUGGCACCAUUUUCGCAUAUGGGCAAACUGGCACAGGAAAAACAUUCACCAUGGAGGGUGUGAGAGCAGUGCCAGAACUCAGAGGGAUUAUUCCAAACUCCUUUGCUCAUAUUUUUGGUCACAUUGCCAAGGCGGAGGGUGACACCAGGUUUUUGGUUCGUGUUUCAUACCUGGAGAUUUACAACGAGGAGGUGCGGGACUUGUUGGGCAAGGACCAGAUGCAGAGGCUCGAGGUAAAAGAAAGACCAGAUGUUGGCGUGUAUAUCAAAGACCUCUCUGGUUACGUCGUGAAUAAUGCUGACGACAUGGACAGGAUUAUGACUCUGGGUCACAAAAACCGGUCUGUUGGUGCCACAAACAUGAAUGAACACAGCUCUCGCUCUCAUGCUAUCUUCACUAUCACUAUCGAGUGUAGCGAAAAAGGUGUGGAUGGAAACCAGCAUGUACGCAUGGGAAAACUUCAUCUGGUUGACCUGGCAGGCUCAGAGAGGCAGGGCAAGACUGGAGCCACAGGUCAACGUUUAAAGGAAGCAACAAAGAUCAAUCUCUCUCUCUCUACACUGGGUAAUGUCAUCUCUGCACUAGUGGAUGGCAAGAGCACACAUGUUCCCUACAGGAACUCCAAACUAACCCGUCUGCUGCAGGAUUCACUCGGAGGAAAUUCUAAAACCAUGAUGUGUGCAAAUAUAGGCCCUGCAGACUAUAACUAUGAUGAGACCAUCAGUACCCUUCGCUACGCCAAUAGGGCUAAAAACAUCAAGAACAAAGCCAGGAUCAAUGAGGAUCCUAAGGAUGCUCUGCUGCGCCAGUUUCAGAAGGAGAUUGAGGAGCUUAAGAAGAAACUGGAGGAAGGUGAAGAGAUCUCUGGCUCAGAGGGAAGUGGAUCAGAAGAGAUGGAUGAAGGUGAUGAUGAAGGAGGAGAAGCAGGAGAGGGCCGCAGGAGAAGAAGAGAAGAAAGAGGGAGGAAGAAGGUGUCUCCAGACAAGAUGGUGGAGAUGCAGGCGAAGAUUGAAGAGGAAAGAAAGGCUCUGGAGGCCAAGCUUGACAUGGAGGAGGAGGAGAGGAACAAGGCAAGAGCAGAGCUGGAAAAACGGGAGAAGGACCUGCUUAAAGCCCAGCAGGAGCAUCACCUUCUGCUGGAGAAACUGUCGGCCUUAGAGAAGAAGGUGAUCGUGGGAGGGGUGGACCUCUUGGCCAAGGCUGAGGAGCAGGAGAAACUCUUGCAGGAGUCCAACAAUGAACUCGAAGAACGUCGCAGGAGAGCGGAGCAGCUGCGGAAGGAGCUGGAGGAGAAGGAGCAAGAACGUCUGGAUAUAGAAGAGAAAUACACUAGCCUGCAGGAGGAGGCUCAAGGAAAGACCAAGAAGCUGAAGAAAGUAUGGACCAUGCUGAUGGCUGCCAAAUCAGAAAUGGCAGAUCUACAGCAAGAGCAUCACAGAGAGAUCGAAGGCCUCCUGGAGAACAUCCGCCAGCUGAGUCGAGAGCUCCGCCUCCAGAUGCUCAUUAUAGACAACUUUAUUCCCCAGGAAUACCAGGAGAUGAUAGAGAAUUAUGUACACUGGAAUGAAGACAUUGGAGAAUGGCAACUGAAAUGUGUGGCAUACACUGGCAACAAUAUGAGAAAACAGACCCCUGCUCCAGACAAAAAAGAAAAAGAUCCAUUUGAGGUGGAUCUGUCCCAUGUGUAUCUUGCCUACACAGAGGAGAGCAUGCGGCAGUCACUGAUGAAACUAGAGAGGCCCAGAACCUCUAAAAGUAGCAAGAGUGGCCGACCCAAGACUGGUCGAAGGAAAAGAUCUGCAAAGCCAGACGCUGUGAUCGAAUCCCUUCUGCAGUGAAGACAGCGAAGAGGAGGGCUAUGUUUCACCACAACGUUCAUGUUAUUUUUCAAAAAGAAGACAUUAGUUGAGUUUAAAGAAGUUAUCGUCAAACUUUAUUUAAAAGAUUCUCUCAACGCACUGUAAAGCUAACAAGGUUUUAAAUUUGAAUGUGCUGUGGUUCAGAGAGCACUCAUACUGGAAUUAAGACCUCUUGGCCAAGGGGGCCUGUUAUUUGUGUAAGACUUCUUUGAGGAACACGUUUCAGUGGCAGCAGCCUCUGUUUAAAUUACACUCAUCUGUCUAAGCACCACUAUCUUUAAGGAGGAAAUCUACCAUAAACAUAUUUCACUUGAAACAUCAGUAGUUUGGAAAAUGACCAACAAUCUGAAAGAAGCUACAGAUUUAACAGGAUGCUGAAAACAGAACUGUGCACAUGAGAACUGCACUCAUAUCUUAUGAAAUUUGUUGUGCGAUGAACACCACACAGAUGAAGUCUUAACUUCUGUUUUAUUCUUAGUUCCUGCCCAUGGCCCGCACUGAUAUGAACACAUUGUAACUGAAUUCUAAUCAAGUCUGCAUUUCGCUUCAAUUAAGGCAAAUUAUUCCUCUCUAAGCAUUAGCUGUAGCCUUAGUGUUUCGAAUCUAUUGAAUACAUGAAAUCAGUAACAGGCAGAGAAACAGAAGUAAACACUAAUGUUGGAGGAGAGGAGAGUAUGUAGUAUCAAGUAUGUAACUGAAAAGUGCGCUUUAUACUUUUUCCUCUAGGUCAGAAGCAUAGGGGCAUGCAUGCCGGCCAGCUCUUAUGUUAGUCAUGCAAGUCAUCUUUUCAUUUCAAAUGUGAGAACACUGUUAUAUUGAGAAACACCAUACAUACUGUAUGCCUUAGUGUAAUACCCUAGUAUGAGAUUUCUGUGGAGAUGAUUUAAUGUUAUGCUGUUCUGUAGUGGAGGCAAACUGACUUUUAUUUUGUAUCAUAAUGUAUGUCAAAUGUUUACACCCACCAAUCCCCUGGAUAUUUUAUUUAUUAAAUUAUUUUACACGUUUGAUCUCAUAA